AUGCCGAGCAUGGCCCGAUUCGGUCGGGCCAAGAAAACGCCAAAAGCAGUAGCCAACAAUGCUAACUCGGACAUGCUUGUAUCGUCUACGUCAGAUCCUCCGCGACGGUCCCCUCGUGUUAGUCUACCACAUGUGGAAACGCAACUGAAUAUGCAUCAAUACAGUGGUCUUUUCGAUCUCGACUCCCCGGAACGUCUGAAGGCCGUGGAGUCCUCUGCAGAGUCGAUUAACUCGCAUUCCUCGAACACCCGAACAAAUGGCUCAACACUUACGAACAGUGACUCAAUGACAACGGAAUGGUCUUCGGCAGUCGGUCACGCAGCCACGGGCAAGUCCGGUCGUGUCAUACAUAAUCUACAGGAGGAUAUUGCCCGCUUGACGCGAGAGUGCAGUGUUUAUCGUUCCCGGGCAGAAGAAACACAGCGCAUGAACGAUGCUUUCAAGACUCAGGUACAAAACAUGACGGAACGUCUCCGGAACCUGGAGCAGGCACACGAGACGAACCUACAUUCGAUCUCGCGCAAAGAUAAGAAAAUCGAGGAGUUACGCGCAGAGGUGCAGAGCGAAAAGGAUAGACGACUGCGAGCAGAGACGGAGACGAAAAAGUUCCAUCAAUUGAUGGAUGAAAGCCGUGAUGAUUUCAAUCGGAAAUGCGCGGAGUUGCAGGAGAUCGCCAACCAUGCUCGGACCCAGUAUGACGUGCUUGCUAAAGCUGGACAACGUGAGCGGGCAGAUCAACAAAGGAGGGUGAAGGCGAUUCGCGAUGAGAUCGAUGCUCUAAAAACACGACAAGAAGAAAAGAGUCUGCACCUUGAGCGCUUGGAUACUGUGAUGGCCCAGAAAAAUCGUGAGAUUGAGAUUGGCCGAGAAAAUUUUGACAAGCUCUUUGAGGUGUAUGAGUCCUAUAAAAAAGCCCAUGAUGAAGAAGUCCACACACUCGUUGAGAGGGGUCGCCAGGGUGAUGCCAACUUGAGCGCAGCUUUGGCUUCAUUGAAGGAAACUGAAGAUCGGAUGAAAUGGGCAAUCCAGGUCAAGAACGAGGUCAAAGGUGCCAAUUAA
This is a messenger RNA of Aspergillus bombycis, 1059 nucleotides long. RefSeq lists its product as uncharacterized. The transcript is spliced from 2 exons. The record is from RefSeq and is a predicted model, not a curated record. The coding region runs from base 1 to 1059 and encodes 352 amino acids. NCBI's taxonomy places the organism in Eukaryota, Fungi, Ascomycota, Eurotiomycetes, Eurotiales, Aspergillaceae.